AUGUGGCUGAAAGAAUUCGCAACAGUCAACGAAAACGACCCGAGAAAAUGGUGGACGUACCUAGCAGAAGAUAUCCUAGCAUCCAACGUGACCAAGGACGUACAACCAAAAGAGCGCGAACUGAGAAUCAACCCACUAUACCAAGCCUGGAAACCAAAGAUGAGCGAUCUACCAGACGAGCUCAAAAACAUGAUGAAAGCAGUUAAAAAAUAUGCAGUGAUACCAGACGCCAUAGCAGUAUCCAGACAUGUAAUGAGACAAAUGCCCAUGUGGAACCACGUCCAUAUGGACACAAAGAAACAGAACCAACUGACCAAAACAUCGCAGGCGACUUUCUGCCUAAUCAAAACCCACAAAUCGAAAACAGUCGGAGAUUUCGAAGAGCUCGCAACUAAGCUACAACGAAGAGGCCACAUCCCCAGAGGAAAAUGCCCAUGCGCAGAAUGCAAAGAGAUGAAAGAAACGACGGGAUGCCUGAACCCACAUAAAUGUUUCGAAAGAGCGAAAGCGUACCUUGACACCCUCCCACCGAAAUGGGACCCCCGAGGCGAACACCAAGAGGACCACGAAACCGCCCAGCUUGAAGAGGCGAAGAGGACCUUUGAAGAGGUGGAGGACACCGUUAUCUUUGACCCAAGGGUAACGACUAGAGGAAAUAUAAGCUCGACACUGCGCAUCUUCACAGACUACUCAGAAGAGAACCCACCGUGGAAGAAAAAGUAUCUAAAUGUUUUCGAAUCGGAAGAAGAAACACUCACGCUAGCCACGGACGGAUCAUGCUUGAGAAACGGAGAAGAGGACGCCCAAGCGGGAGCGGGAGUAUACGGGGGAGAGAACAACGCCCUAAACCGAGUAAUCAGACUCCCUCCCAACAUCGAACAAACGAACCAAACGGGAGAAGGAAUAGCAACACUUACCGCAUCAGAGAUUGUGAAUAGUCGUACACCCCUA
Molecule: messenger RNA, 951 nt
Organism: Epithele typhae
Lineage: Eukaryota; Fungi; Basidiomycota; Agaricomycetes; Polyporales; Epitheliaceae
Exons: 1
Molecular function (GO): nucleic acid binding
Source: RefSeq, a predicted model, not a curated record